Molecule: messenger RNA, 603 nt
Organism: Trichomonas vaginalis G3
Lineage: Eukaryota; Parabasalia; Trichomonadida; Trichomonadidae
Product: Rac1-related protein
Exons: 1
Coding region: 1-603 (200 amino acids)
Biological process (GO): actin filament organization; cortical cytoskeleton organization; regulation of actin cytoskeleton organization
Cellular component (GO): cytoskeleton; cell projection; plasma membrane
Molecular function (GO): GTPase activity; protein kinase binding; GTP binding
Source: RefSeq, a predicted model, not a curated record
AUGAAGCAUAUCAAAUGCGUUGUUGUCGGUGAUGGUGCAGUCGGUAAGACUUGCCUUCUUAUCUCAUUCACUACAAAUGCUUUCCCGGGUGAAUAUAUCCCAACAGUUUUCGAUAACUACUCUGCAAACGUUAUGGCUGAAGGACAUCCUCCAGUCAACCUCCAGCUUUGGGAUACAGCUGGCCAGGAAGACUACAAGAAGCUUCGCCCACUUUCUUACCCUCAAACAGAUGUUUUCCUCCUCUGUUUCUCUUUAGUUUAUCCAGCUUCUCUCGAGAACAUCGAGACCAUGUGGAUCAAAGAAAUCAAGGAAUACUGCCCAGACAAGCCAUACAUCCUUGUCGGUCUUAAGUCCGAUCUUCGUGAUGAAUUCGAUCAGCGCGCAGAUGAACUCCGCGCUAAGGGUUACGAGCCAAUCCCACGCGCUAAGGGUGAGGAAAUGGCAAAGAAGAUCAAUGCCUGCUCCUACAUAGAAUGCUCUGCCCUUAAAUCAUACAACCUCACUGAAGUUUUCGAUGAAGCCGUCAAGUACGCUCUCGAACCCCCAGCUCAGCAGACCCAGACUAAAGAAAAGACAGGUGGUGGCUGCUGCGAACUUAUUUAA